AUGGUCGCCGACGCUCUCCUCUACCACCCUGCGCUCGCGCACUGGCUGCGCUUUGUCGCAACUACCGUCGGUCGCGACAAGCUCCUCCGCACAAUCCAAUACUUCUCCCGCUUCUACGCCUGGUACCUGUACCGCACCAACAAGCCCCAAUCCGCCAUCGACCCCUACAACGCCGUCAAGAAGCAAUUCGGCACCACCCGCAAGAUCCUGCGCAUCGGCAAAUUCGCCGAACACCUCAAGGCCGCCUCCGUGGCCCUCGACAACAAGGCCCCCGUCGACCCGGUCCUGCGCUACCUCGCCGUCGGUCGCCAGCUCGGCUAUGCCGGAUACCUGUCCCUGGAUAUGGUCACGGUGGUUGAUGCGAUCGGGUAUCGCAAGUUGGCAAGCGUGAAGAGGCUGCAGGAGAGUGCUUAUCGGUCUUGGGCGGCCGGGUUGGCGUGCAGUGUUGUUGCGGGUGUUUAUACUUUGUUCCAGUUGCAGGAGAAGGAGAAGACUGUUGAUCGGAAGGAGGGUGAGGGUGUUGUUGAGGCGAAGAAGAUUGAGAAGGAGCGCGCUGCUGCUCGGAUACAGCUCAUCUCUGACCUGUGCGAUUUGACCGUCCCCGCCUCUGCUCUGGGUCUCGCCCAGCUCGAUGAUGGCCUGGUCGGUCUUGCCGGUACCGUCAGCUCGCUGAUCGGUGUUUGGUCGCAGUGGCGCAAGACCGCAUAA
Messenger RNA from Penicillium cataractarum, 708 nucleotides. Its product is annotated as PEX11 family protein. The transcript is spliced from 3 exons. Lineage: Eukaryota; Fungi; Ascomycota; Eurotiomycetes; Eurotiales; Aspergillaceae. Gene Ontology annotation, biological process: regulation of peroxisome size; peroxisome fission. The record is from RefSeq and is a predicted model, not a curated record. Gene Ontology annotation, cellular component: peroxisomal membrane. Bases 1 to 708 code for a protein of 235 amino acids.